Neogale vison (American mink) is the source of this 599-nucleotide messenger RNA. RefSeq names its product keratin-associated protein 13-1-like. Bases 72 to 599 code for a protein of 175 amino acids. Lineage: Eukaryota; Metazoa; Chordata; Mammalia; Carnivora; Mustelidae. The transcript has a single exon. The record is from RefSeq and is a predicted model, not a curated record.
GCCUGGGAGAAAGGGGGGAUAUCAGAGCAUCUCUUCACUGUAACUCAGCUGAACUCACAUCUCCUGCCAAAAUGUCCUACAGCUGCUACUCUGGAAACUUCUCCUCCCACUCCCUUGGGGGUUACCUGAGCUACCCAAGCUCCUGUGGCUCUUCCUGUCCCAACAACCUUGUCUACCUCACUGACCUCUGCUCUCUUAGCACCUGCCAGCUGGGCCCCUCCCUGUCCAGUGGCUGUCAGGAGACCUACUGUGAUCCUACCAGUUUCCAGAUGUCCUACAUGGUGUCCAGCCCCUUCCAGACAAUUUCCUACCACCCGAGGACCUCAAUACCCUGUGAUCCUUGCCAGUCAGCUUACCCUGGGUCUCCAGGCUGUGGAUCCAGCAGAAGUUACUGCCUGGGCUAUGGACCUAGAAGCUCCUACUCCCUGGGUUGUGGAUCACAUGGUUUCAGAUCCCUGGGUUAUGGAGUCUAUGGCUUCCCUUUCCUGGGCUACGAAUCCAGAUUCUGCAGCCCAACCUACUUGGCUUUUAGGAACUGCCAAACUUCUUGUUGCCAACUAAUCUGCAGAUCUGGCUUCUCCCACCAAUCAACUUGUUAA